This is a messenger RNA of Archocentrus centrarchus (flier cichlid), 855 nucleotides long. RefSeq names its product immunoglobulin kappa light chain-like. The transcript has 4 exons. Gene Ontology annotation, biological process: response to bacterium. NCBI's taxonomy places the organism in Eukaryota, Metazoa, Chordata, Actinopteri, Cichliformes, Cichlidae. The record is from RefSeq and is a predicted model, not a curated record. Bases 1 to 855 code for a protein of 284 amino acids.
AUGAUGGUUUCCAUUCUUAGCAUAGUCCAACUCUGCUCUCUGUGCGAGGCACUGUUAAGCGACAUCUCUCAGCCAGUUUCCUUCCAAGCAGUAAAUCUAGGAGACGCAGUUACCAUCACAUGUCACAUUCAACAUGUUGCAUCACGGAUGCGAGUGUGGUACAAACUGACCUCUGGCAGAAGACUGCAGCUGGUGGCCUCAACAGAUACUCUGUACAACCUGACAACCUUCAAAGAGCCGACUCGCCAUUUUUUAGUAAAAUCUGAAAGCUUCAAGAGUCAUCUGACCAUAUCUAAGACUACACGUGAGGACACCGGUACCUACUACUGUGGAGUGUUAACACUGAAUAAUGUUCAGUUUGGACAAGGAACUUUUCUCUUCAUUAAAGGUACAAACCUGAUCAGUGACUCUGUCAUCCAGCAGCCAGAGUCUCAGACAGCACAGUCAGGAGACUAUGUGACUCUCACCUGCUCAGUUCAUGCUGCUCAGUGUGCACCAGAACAUACGAGUGUCAUGUGGCUGAAAAACUCUGGUUAUUCUGCUCCAGAGAUGAUUUACGCCUCUGGAUAUGAGAACAACACCUGCCAGUGGACUGAAAGUGGAAAAACCAUCUGUGUGUACACCCUCAGCCUGGACGAUGCAGGGGUCUACUACUGUGCUGUGACUUCAUGUGGACAUACAAUGUUUGGAAAUGGGACCAGGAUCAAAAUUCACAAUGCUGGUCUCAUCAAAUCACUUGACGUGAGCCCCACUUUUAUUGUGCUGCUGCUUUCAAACUUUAUCCUUGGGUUAGCAACACUUCUACUUCUAUGGGCACAUUGCAAGAACCACAGAAAAGAGGCCGCAAGUAUGUAA